ACAGCCACCCUUACCAUCCUGCCUUCUGCCGUGUCCAGUGGGGAUCAGUCAGGCCUGGACUGGACACUCCUCAUCUCCCUCAGUCAUCACCCCAUUUCACAGAGGAGAAAGCUGAGGCCUGAGAAGGGAGCCAGCCUGCCUGAUGCCUGCCUGGGGGGCCCUGCUCCUGCUCUGGGCCGCAGCAGAGGCCAGUAACGACUGCCCCAUCCCAUGCACCUGCCAGGCCCUGGAAACCAUGGGGCUGUGGGUGGACUGCAGGGGUCAGAAACUCACAGCCCUGCCCACCCUGCCCGCCCACACCCGCCACCUCCUGCUGGCCAACAACAGCCUGCAGUCCGUGCCCCCGGGGGCCUUUGACCACCUGCCCCAGCUGCAGAUGCUUGAUGUGACACAGAACCCCUGGCACUGUGACUGCAGCCUCACCUACCUGCGCCUCUGGCUGGAGGACUACACACCCGAGAUCCUGCUGCAGGUCCGCUGUGCCAGCCCGGACCUCGCCACCCACCGCCCCCUGGGCCAGCUCACAGGAUAUGAGCUGGGCAGCUGUGGCUGGCAGCUGCAAGCACCCUGGGCCCACCAGGGGAUCUGGUGGGAUGUGGCGCUGAUCGCUGUGGCUGUGCUGGGCCUGGCCCUUCUGGCAGGCCUGCUGUGUGCCUCCUCAGAGCCCCUGCACUGAGC
Otolemur garnettii (small-eared galago) is the source of this 678-nucleotide messenger RNA. It is a transcript of the gene GP9, whose product is annotated as glycoprotein IX platelet. The transcript is spliced from 2 exons. Gene Ontology annotation, molecular function: protein binding. Bases 143 to 676 code for a protein of 177 amino acids. The record is from RefSeq and is a predicted model, not a curated record. Lineage: Eukaryota; Metazoa; Chordata; Mammalia; Primates; Galagidae.